AUGAGCCGGAAGCUCGCCCCCGAAGCCAAUCGGAUUCUCUUUGUCAAGAACCUCAACUACAACGUAACUGCUGAGCAACUAUUCGACCUUUUUGGCAAGUUCGGUCCUAUCAGACAAAUACGUCAGGGGAUUGCGAACAACUCGAAGGGCACUGCAUUUGUAGUAUACGAAGACGUUCACGACGCCAAACAGGCAUGCGAUAAGCUCAAUGGAUUCAACUUCCAGAACAGAUAUCUCGUCGUACUAUACCACCAGCCAGAGAAAAUGCUCAAAUCGAAAGAGGACUUGGCGGAAAGGCAAGAGAAUUUGGAACGUCUUAAACAGCAGCACGGUAUAGAAUGA
Messenger RNA from Aspergillus pseudotamarii, 342 nucleotides. RefSeq names its product putative pre-mRNA branch site protein p14. The transcript has 5 exons. Gene Ontology annotation, cellular component: cytoplasm; ribonucleoprotein complex; nucleus. The record is from RefSeq and is a predicted model, not a curated record. Lineage: Eukaryota; Fungi; Ascomycota; Eurotiomycetes; Eurotiales; Aspergillaceae. Gene Ontology annotation, molecular function: mRNA binding. The coding region runs from base 1 to 342 and encodes 113 amino acids.